This is a messenger RNA of Clupea harengus (Atlantic herring), 3680 nucleotides long. It is a transcript of the gene cadm2b, whose product is annotated as cell adhesion molecule 2b. The record is from RefSeq and is a predicted model, not a curated record. Gene Ontology annotation, biological process: homophilic cell-cell adhesion. NCBI's taxonomy places the organism in Eukaryota, Metazoa, Chordata, Actinopteri, Clupeiformes, Clupeidae.
ACCUCUUGCCUAGCAUAGAUCUGGAGAGGUCCUCGUUCUUUCUGCGUGUGAUGGAUUUCCCAGAUGACCAGUCAACGUCAAGGGCUGAUGCAAACGUGUAUCUACUGCGCGGUGUAGUGAGGAUGAUGAAGUGGCAAAAUAUUCCGGUAGCAAGAGCCACUAGUGUGUGGAGUAUGGAUCUGGUUUCCCUUGCGAAAUGGUACACUCCUGGGACUCAUUCCAUCGAGCGGUACUGAUGAUGGCAAGCGGCACUAAUGUGAAUGCACACCGCUGACCUGAAUGGACGGAAAAGGCACAGUGUGAGGGCCGAUUUUCAUAAGCGGUGUGUCAUAGUUUAAAUACUUAAAUACUUCUAAGCACUCUAGAUUUGAGUGAAUGCAAUUUUCCACGCACUUGGCGUCUUUAAUUUCAUGCAAAUGUAAGUACACAAAAGUGUCCACCGGCACGGUAAGAGGCAAUUAAUCUAAGGAGAGCACCAAGUUCAGCAAACAGGACCUUACUGAGGAAAACGAGAAAAAAAUCCCAAUCAACAACAUGGUCUUGUGCUUUUUUGCGUUUGCAUGAGAGUUUCUUGGGUAAUUUGUAGGCGCUUGCUAUUGGCGAGGCGUCUUCAUCUGUCAAACGGCGUAGGCGGGACCCCGCUGGCGGAGGCGCGCUAGAGGCAGGGAGGGCUGAAGUGGCACUUUCUCGAUCUGUCGCGGAGAGCAUCUCUUCCCAGCGCGGGUACGGUGACGGUAUCGCUGCCUCCGGAUCGGGCACUUGACAGGAGAGUUUCGAGGUCGUUGCCUCACACUCGGAGUCCAUGUAAUUCCCCCCACAGUCACAAACUUCAUCAACCCUACCUGGAUAAAUCUCCAGUCUCAUCACAGAAAAGACGCAAGUCGGACGUGGCUGUGGGAAGAGGACACGAAUAUGAUCUUCAAACAGCACUUGUUCUUCAUGCUUUACAGCGCAUGUGGACUUGUCAUUAAAGAGGCCGCAACAAAAAACAAAGUGAAAGGUGGCCAGGGCCAGGUCCCCAUCACUCAGAAUGUGACUGUGGUGGAGGGGGGGACGGCCAACAUGACGUGCCGGGUGGAUUUCAAUGAUAACACCUCCCUCCAGUGGUCAAACCCAGCACAACAGACCCUCUUCUUUGGGGAUAAGAAAGCCCUGAGGGACAACCGGAUUGAGUUGGUGCGCGCGUCCUGGAAGGAGCUAACCAUCAGCAUCCAUGAGGUGACCCUGUCUGACGAGGGCCAGUACACGUGCUCUCUCUUCACCAUGCCUGUCAAGACCUCAAAGGCUUACCUCACCGUGCUGGGCGUGCCAGAGAAACCAGAGAUCACAGGAUUCACAAAGCCAGCCCUGGAGGGGGACCACGUCACCUUGACAUGCACGACGUCUGGGAGCAAGCCCGCCGCCGACAUCCGAUGGUCCAGGAACGAAAAGGAGAUCCAAGGCACCAUGGAGGUGAACGCAACGGGGCGGUCGUUCACCGUCAAGAGCACGCUGGAGUUCCAGGUGGACCGGAGCGAGGACGGCGUGGCCUACACCUGUAGCGUCGACCACGUGGCGCUGCUUGCCGCCCCCCAGCGAGUCACGGAGGUCCUGGAGGUCCAUUAUGCCCCUCGUGUGGAGAUCCUUCACUCCCUUAUAUUCCCUCAGGAAGGAGAGUACUUUAAACUGGACUGUGUCUCCACAGGCAACCCAUCGCCAAAGCCAGUGAUAUGGACGAAAGACGGCGGAGAGCUGCCUGACGUGGAGCGCAUGAUCGUGGAUGGCAGGGACCUCAUCAUCACAUCACUGAACAAAACUGACAACGGAACGUACCGCUGCGAAGCCAGCAACUCCCUCGGAACCGACAUCGCAGAGUAUAAGCUGUUUGUAUAUGCCAAAGACUUACCAGGUGCCACGACAGACCCCAACGCCCUUGCCCAGCACGGCCCGGACCACGCCUUAAUCGGCGGCGUCGUGGCGGUGGUGGUCUUCAUCACGCUCUGCUUCAUCAUCGUCCUGGGCCGCUACCUGGCCAGGCAUAAAGGGACAUACUUAACCAAUGAGGCGAAGGGAGCCGAGGACGCGCCCGAUGCAGACACAGCCAUCAUCAAUGCCGAGGGAAACCACGCACAUGCAGAGGAAAAGAAAGAAUAUUUCCAGGAAGCGGCAAGAAAUGUGGUUCAUCUCAAGUCGGAAAACCUUGGCUUUGCCAAUAAUUACGCUUUAAGAGAAGAAUAUAUAAAAUGCAUUAAUGUUUUUAAUGUGAAUCACAUGUAAUGUUUAAUGUGUUUUUUUCUUUUUCAUUAUUAUUAUUAUUAUAAUUAUAAUUAUUAUUUCAAAUGUUACAUUGUGGCAUUGGAUGUUACUUGGAGUGUACACCACGGGUGGAGUAAGAAAAAGGACGUUUGUUGUACAUAAAUGGACACCAAAUAAUGCUUACCUGAAUAAAAAAAAGCAAAGGAAAAAAUGUGAAGCACAACUAAAUUAAUAAGUGUUAUGUAGUGAAAUUAUACAUUUGAGAAUUCAUUUAAAAAAAAAAAAAAAAAAGAUUUCAAAGUAUUUAAUUUCCACCUGUCAUCUCUGUCUGUAUGUUCCUGCACUGUUGAGUUUAUGCCUUUUGCCCUCUCACAACUAUCUGAAUAUAGAAGCACAAAGUAGAGGAAGGUAAACAUUGUCAGGCAGUCUCAGGAUCACAGCUGAGUGAAGUUCUGUUCUUUGUUUUUCUUUCGUAUUGCUGAAGUUCCUGUUGAACUGUACCUUUGACCAAUUAUAAAGAAUGAGAUAUCAAAAAUUAAAAAAAAAAUUAAAAAAUUACCCUUUUUUUUUACCACCAACAUGGGUGACACUUUACAACAUAUCAAGUGGAAAAAAAUAACAAUUGUUUUGUUUACAAUACUUAUGCCCCCCUUGUUAAUACUGCUGUACAUUAUUUUGCUAAUGUGAUAAAUGGUGAAAAAUAUUGUUCCGAUAUGGGGUCCCAUAUGUAUUAAGAUUUGUAUAUUAGAAAAUAUAGCUAUUUAAAGUGUUCCAUGCAUCUUUUGAAUUUCACAUCAACAAGGAGCAAGUGUUUCAACACAAGGCAUGUAAAUACUGUGUAACUAUUAAAUUCAGUCAAACAUAAUGUAGAUUGUUGCUUUGCUUAUCUUUUACAGAAAAACUGAUUCAAUUGGAGUAUGUUAUUAGAAUUAGACAGAAUAAGGAAAUAUGCCAACAAAGAAGUACUGAUGAAUUAUUAUUAUUAUUAUUAUUAUUAAUAUUAUGAAUUGUAAGAAAUCUGUCAGUACAACAAUCACCAUUAUUGCCUUUGUGUUUAUAACAGACCUAUUGGCCCACCAAAUCACUGGUGAGGUCAGGCUAUCCCUUCAACGUCACACUUUGGAAACGUAUUGAUACUGUUCAUACUUCAUUUCUAAGGUAGCUUCUUCCGAGACAUUUUUCUACAACAUUUGCUUUGCCGUCUUGUUUUGCUUCUAUGGUACAAAAUUGUGAAUGGUUUGCUUUUUUUUUCAGUAUUAAAUAUCCAUUUUUCAAAACAAUGCCUCUGUAAGAAAAAGGGAAAAGUGAGGAAAUGAGUAAAAUAUGCACAACCGUCUGUCUGUUCUCUUUCUUUAACACUGGUGACUGUACAAGCUUUGUAUACUGCUCCUAUACUGUAUUCUGUCUUCAUUAAGAUAUCCAUUGAUAAUAUCUUUGUCAAACAA